Messenger RNA from Drepanopeziza brunnea f. sp. 'multigermtubi' MB_m1, 756 nucleotides. RefSeq names its product 60S ribosomal protein uL30. Lineage: Eukaryota; Fungi; Ascomycota; Leotiomycetes; Helotiales; Drepanopezizaceae. Gene Ontology annotation, cellular component: cytosolic large ribosomal subunit. Gene Ontology annotation, biological process: maturation of LSU-rRNA from tricistronic rRNA transcript (SSU-rRNA, 5.8S rRNA, LSU-rRNA). Gene Ontology annotation, molecular function: RNA binding; structural constituent of ribosome. The record is from RefSeq and is a predicted model, not a curated record.
AUGCCUUCCUCCAAGUCAACCGCCCCUACCCUUGACCAGAUUCUCGUCCCCGAGACUCUGCUGAAGAAGCGCAAGUCCCAAGAGAAGGCCCGCGAAGAGCGCACCGCCGAGCUCGAGAAGAAGAAGAAGGCCGCCAAGGAGAAGCGUGGCGUCAUCUUCAAGCGCGCUGAGAAGUACGUCAAGGAGUACCGUGACCAAGAGCGUGAGAAGAUCCGUCUUCAACGUUUGGCCAAGCAAGAGGGCAACUUCUACAUUCCUGCUGAAGACAAGUUGGUCUUCGUUGUCCGUAUCAAGGGUAUCAACAAGAUUGCACCCAAGCCCCGCAAGAUCCUCCAACUCCUCCGUCUUCUCCAGAUCAAUAAUGGUGUCUUUGUCCGCAUGACCAAGGCCACCCUCGAGAUGCUGAAGGUCGUCGAGCCAUGGAUCGCUUACGGCUACCCCAACCUGAAGACUGUCCGCGAGCUCAUUUACAAGCGUGGAUAUGGAAAGGUCAACAAGCAACGUAUUGCUCUCACUGAUAACUCGAUCAUCGAGGAGAACCUCGGCAAGUACGGCAUCGUCUGUAUGGAGGACUUGAUUCACGAAAUCUUCACCGUCGGCCCCAACUUCAAGCAAGCCGCCAACUUCCUAUGGCCAUUCAAGCUCUCCAACCCAACUGGUGGAUUCCGUACCCGCAAGUUCAGACACUACGUCGAGGGUGGAGAUCUCGGAAACCGUGAAGAGAAGAUCAACGCUUUGGUCCGCCAGAUGAACUAG